UUUCUUUUCUUCCUCGAAGCUAUCUCUCUCUCUCUCUCUCUCUCGCUCACUUUUUUUUAAUCUCUCCUCCUUUUGUUUCCCUCUCGUUUCUCUCAUAAAUAAAAAAUAUAAAAACAAAAAAAAACCCCAAUCGGUUUCAUUUCCCGCCGGAAUAUUUGCUCUCCGACCAUUCCCAGACGAUCUGUCUUUUCCUCUCGGCGAUCACCCUCUCGGUUCCUUAUUAUCUUGAAUUUCAAAUAGUUUACGAAUUUCUUAGGGUUAAUUUUUGUGAUUGAAUCGUUUUGGAAGAUUUUAUAGCUCGAUAAAGUGUAAUUCAUGGGGAUGGACAAUGAUCUUCCUUGGACGUGGUCCUUCAUUUCUCUUCCCGUAUCUUCAACAACAUUAGCACUGCAAAACUUCAAUCUUCUUCUUUUUUUUUCCAAUUAUUUUAAAUGUUUAUUUCCUAAUUUGUUAAUUGCAUUUUAAGUUUUUAAUUAUUGUGUUAAUUUUACUGUCAUUUAGUUAAUCAAACAUAUGAUCCCGAGGUAAAAAUCCCAUGUGAUCAAAUUUUUCUUUUUUCUUAUUGGAAGAUAGUAUUUUUUUAAAAAAUUUUUGCUGCAAUUGUUUGUUGGUAUCAUUUUCAUUGAAUUCCCUUUCAUGGAAGAGAAUGAAAGGAAGAGAAGAAGCCAGAGUGGGGCUGUGUAUUUGUUUUUGUGAGUGAAAAUCAGUGAACCCCAUUGUGUUUUUUUUUUUUUUCAGCCCAACCGACCAUGGCAUUCCCGUGAGAAGGACAAAAGAGAAAUAUUAACAUUAAACAAUUUGUGACCUUUAGAGCGAGAAGGGUCUCUCUCUCUCUCUCUCUCUCUCUCUCUCACACACACACACACACACACCCCCAAACUUAUCCUACGCAUCUUUCUUCUAGCUGUCUUCUUAUCCUGCACCUCACCACCAUGAACCAAAAAACCAGUACAUACAUAGCAGUAUAGUUUCUCAAGUCUUCGCUUAGGGGACCCCUUAGCACAUUGCAUUUGCAAUUUUAUGUGAGAUUUAACCAAAAGCAAACGUAGAGAUGACCGUUAAUGUAUGUUGGAUAAAAUUCUACUGAAAUUUCUCAAGGACUCCACAUUGUACCUGAUGCUGUUUUAUCACUUCUUAGCCUCAUUAUUAAGGCUUGAUCUGCUUGGAUUUGGGCUUUUCUUGAUGAAUAACCUAUGCCUAUUUCAGUCAUUGCUUGUAAUUCUCUAAUUCUUCAUCAGUUGGAUCUGGGAAUCUGUAAAGACAUUUAUUGCAGGGAAAAGCAUCUUCUUUUUGUGCAGCUGGUGUUAUUCCAAUUACAUGCGGGAUACAUGUAAGGUUAGGCUGUUAAAUGUAGUUUAGUUUUCUGUUUCCAAAAUCCCAUCAAUGUGGUCUACUUUGGAGAGUUUGGAUGGAUGUAUGUGAAUCAGAGCAACGAUUGCACAAGCUUGCUGUUGUGGUUACCAAAAGGCCACCCCUUUUUCUUGCUGAAAAAAACAAUGCACCACUCACUUCCCCACUGCCUCGAACAAGGGAAGUUAGUUCGAGGUAUAAAUCACCCACUUCAUCAACACCUUCUAGUCCCAGGCGUUGCCCAUCUCCAAACCUUGCUAGAACAUCCUCUAAACAUUCCCAGUUGAUGCAAAAGAGAGCUGCAUCGGCUGAGAGGAAACGCCCCUCAACACCACCUUCACCUCGAAGUCCAUUUAUGCCGGUUCAUGAUUCAUCAAUAGCUGUGCAGAUAUCAUCUAGAAGGCUAUCAACCGGCCGUAUACCUGAAAGUUUAUGGCCUUCUACUAUGAGAAGUCUUAGUGUUUCAUUUCAGUCUGAUAUUAUUUCAAUUCCUGUUAGCAAAAAGGAAAAAGAAAAACCGGUUAGUAAUAUUUCCUUGGACCGCACUUUGAGACCUUCUUCAAAUGUGGCCCAUAGACAACAGUCUGAGAAAGCUACCUUAUCACGGAAGUCUACUCCAGAGAGAAAGAGAAUUCCUCUUAAAGGGAAGAAUGCACCUGAUCAAUCUGAAAAUGCAAAACCAGUUGAUGGUUUGCCUAGCCGAUUGAUAGAUCAGCAUCGAUGGCCUAGUAGAAAUGGUGAGAAAUUAUCUUCCAAUUCAUUGAAUAGAAAAGUGGAUCUGGGUGAUAAUAAGAAUGUUAAAUGUUUAUCUACAUCAGUUCCAGGAAUGGGGUUAUCUUCACCGAAGAGAAUGCCUAUGUCUGAUAGUUUGGGUAAACCUCUACAGAAAUCUGCUAGUGAUGCUGCUAGGUUGUUAUCACUUGUUGAUAUUGGUCGAGUAGGGCCUAAGGCAAUUUCAAUUGAUGAUAAGUCCCUGCGGGUAUCUGGACCUGCUAGGCUCCUUUCUGCAAGUCCAGUGGACAAAAUGAUACUAACAACUCAUGCGGUAAAAUCUCAGUCGUUAUCUGCUCCCAGAUCACGACCUCAGUCACCAAAUAGGACCUCUGUUUCUAGGGGUGUCAGUCCGUCUCGGGCAAGAACUUCCACUCCACCUCCACGAGGAGCCAGUCCAACUCCAAGGGCAGUCAGUCCAUCUCGGAUGAGGACAUGCACGUCAUCUAGUCAAUCCCAUAGCUCAACUUCAGUUCUCAGUUUUAUUGCAGAUUUUAAGAAGGGGAGAAAAAGUGCGAGCUACAUAGAGGAUGCUCAUCAACUGCGCCUUCUUUACAAUUGUUAUUUGCAGUGGCGAUUUGCUAAUGCCCGGGCAGAAACUGUACUGUAUAUUCAGAAAGUAAUUGUGGAGGAAACUUUGUACAAUGUCUGGAAUGCUACUUUGAGUCUGUGGGAUGCCGUGCUAAAACAAAAGAUCAAUCUCCAACAGUUGAAGUUAGAGCUCAAGCUGAACUCAGUUUUGAAUGAUCAAAUGGGAUACCUCAACAAUUGGGCAUUACUUGAAGGAGAUCAUAUAAGUUCUUUAGCUGGAGCAGUAGAAGAUCUGGAGGCAAGCACUCUCCUUCUUCCCAUAACUGGAGGGGCAAGGGCAGACAUUGAAUCAUUGAAAGCUGCUAUUUGCUCUGCUGUUGACGUGAUGCAGGCUAUGGGAUCCUCCAUUUGUUCUUUACUCUCAAAGGUAGAAGGAAUAAACAAUUUGGUUUCUGAGCUUGCUGCAACAGCUGCAGAAGAGAAAAACAUGCUUGACCAAUGUGAAGCUCUCUUGGCUUCAACAGCAGCUAUGGAGUUAGAAGAGUACAGCCUUAGGUCUCAUCUCAUACAAACAAAACAACCUUUGGAGAGGAAUAAGCAGCCGAAACAUUUCCAUGGCCCUGAGCAGCUGGUGUGCUAACAAUCUGCCAAUAUAUCAUUUAAGUGAGAUAAAUUAAAAAAAAAAAAAAUCUGCUUGGUUCCCAGCAAAUAUAAAAAUCUUAAUUUAAUGGUAAUUUUUUCUUUAAUAUUUUUCCCUUUCAAAAGAUAGAGCUAUUGAGAUAGAGCUAUUGGCUUCAUUUUUCUACGUGUAAUUUUUGUAUCACACAUUUGAAAAGAAAAAUCCAAAGGAAGCAAAGGAUUUGAUAAUCAAUGUAAAGAAAACAUAAGAGCGAAAAAAAUGUAAUAAAAAAAAGUUUUAAGAAGAAAAAAAAAAGAUGUGGAGCUAAGUUUACAUGUAGACUAGAAUGGAAGUUUUUGUUGUGUACCCAGAUAGAGAAACUGGCUAAACCAUCAUUUAUCGAUGUUGGAUAUCACAACAUUUGCACACCCAAUAGUCAAAGUUGAGAUUCUGGAGAGAAACAAUGCAAUUUUGUAGUUUCGCUGAAAAAAAAAAAAAAUAUAAAUACCUGAACUAUUAAUCUAUCAUACCGGUGGCUCUGGGCCAUUAACUCUUGGACUAUUGCCCUUAACCCGAGUAUUCCCCAACUUCCAUUUUGUGGAUGUUGGAUGCUUUUUUACAGGUGAUAUUGAUCCGAU
Molecule: messenger RNA, 3909 nt
Organism: Durio zibethinus
Lineage: Eukaryota; Viridiplantae; Streptophyta; Magnoliopsida; Malvales; Malvaceae
Source: RefSeq, a predicted model, not a curated record